CGCGCUCUGCCGGCUCCGCUACCUGAGCCGGCAACCACGUCACCGCCACAUCAUCUGGCCUCUUCUAUUUGCAGGGAACCAGGAAAGGGAGCGGCGGCCGGCGGGAGGCGCGGGGCCGCGGGCGCCGGGAAGAUGCUGCAGUCCCUGGCCGGCAGCUCGUGCGUGCGCCUGGUGGAGCGGCACCGCUCGGCCUGGUGCUUCGGCUUCCUGGUGCUGGGCUACCUGCUCUACCUGGUGUUCGGCGCCGUGGUCUUCUCGUCCGUGGAGCUGCCUUACGAGGACCUGCUGCGCCAGGAGCUGCGCAAGCUGAAGCGGCGCUUCCUGGAGGAGCACGAGUGUCUGUCGGAGCCGCAGCUGGAGCAGUUCCUGGGCCGCGUGCUGGAGGCCAGCAAUUAUGGAGUGUCGGUGCUCAGCAACGCCUCUGGCAAUUGGAACUGGGACUUCACCUCGGCGCUCUUCUUCGCCAGCACGGUGCUCUCCACCACAGGCUAUGGCCACACGGUGCCCUUGUCAGAUGGCGGCAAGGCUUUCUGCAUCAUCUACUCUGUCAUCGGCAUCCCGUUCACCCUCCUUUUCCUGACAGCUGUGGUCCAGCGUGUCACCGUGCACGUCACCCGCAGACCCGUCCUCUACUUCCACAUCCGCUGGGGCUUCUCCAAGCAGGUGGUGGCCAUCGUCCACGCUGUUCUGCUGGGAUUCAUCACCGUGUCCUGCUUCUUCUUCAUCCCAGCCGCUGUGUUCUCUGUGCUGGAGGAUGACUGGAACUUCCUGGAAUCCUUUUACUUCUGUUUCAUCUCGCUGAGCACCAUUGGCCUGGGGGAUUAUGUUCCAGGGGAAGGCUACAACCAGAAGUUCAGAGAGCUGUACAAGAUCGGGAUCACAUGCUACCUUCUCCUCGGACUCAUCGCCAUGUUGGUCGUCCUGGAAACCUUCUGUGAACUCCAUGAGCUGAAGAAAUUCAGGAAAAUGUUCUACGUGAAGAAAGACAAGGACGAAGAUCAAAUUCACAUCAUGGAGCACGACCAGCUCUCCUUCUCUUCCAUCACUGAGCAGGCAGCCGGCCUGAAGGAGGAUCAGAAGCAAAACGAGCCGUUUGUGGCCUCCCAGUCACCACCCUAUGAGGACGGCUCUGCGAACCACUGAGCAUGGGCUACCAGACCCCGGACAUGAGGCAGAGCCUUGACUGUGUCCAUUUUUACAAGAAAGUCAAAGCCAAGAUGAUGUUAUUUUAAGAAAUAUCUACUGUUAACAAUAUUUUAAAAACAUGGAACUUAGGCUCCCGGGGUGGGUGUCUAAUCCCUGGGCAAAUGAGAUGUGUACCUGUAAUUCAUAGGAGACACAGUCACCUGGACAGCACACACCAGGGAUGAAUACUUAAAGCAGUGUGCUGCAGUGGAUGGAGGCAGAUUUUAUAUGUAACUGGGGACUCUGGGUUUGCAUUCCAAUCAUUUUGCCGACAGCUAAAUAGCAACAUUUAUAUUUAAAAACAAACAAAAAAUCUAUAGAGAUGUAUUUUAUAAAUAGGUUUAAGUGUCCUGGCUUGCAUGUACCUAUCCAAAAUGAUUAUUUUUGUAGCGUCUAAAUUAACUCUAUUUAUAAUGAAUAGGUUACCAUCCACUGUGUACAUAGAACAUAUAAAUAUGUUUAUAUCCUGUACAUACCUGUAGGCUGCCAGAUCUCCCUGUACUUCUUAAGCCAAGAUAAGGAAUAUUUUUUUCUUUUUGAUUUCUCUUUAUACUAAAGGACUCGGAAUUGCCACAACAUGCUAGGAGGCAUAGAAACCCAAGAGAAAAUCAGUAUGCUAUACUGUUACCAUAUAUGUUUCUACCUUCUUACCAUGAUGUGGGACCAGAUGACCAGUGAGGAAGAGAAUUUGUGAGAGAGUGAAGUGAUUGGUCUGGAAAGUACACCACUCUUUCUGCCCACCUCACAAGGAAGCCCAGAACACGGUGAAAUGCCCCAACCAACAGAUUAGGUCAGGUUAAUCUGAGAGGUCUACAUCUAGAAGCUGAAAUCAAUAAAAUCACGGCAGGUUGCCAUCUA
Peromyscus eremicus (cactus mouse) is the source of this 2043-nucleotide messenger RNA. It is a transcript of the gene Kcnk1, whose product is annotated as potassium two pore domain channel subfamily K member 1. NCBI's taxonomy places the organism in Eukaryota, Metazoa, Chordata, Mammalia, Rodentia, Cricetidae. The record is from RefSeq and is a predicted model, not a curated record. Gene Ontology annotation, biological process: potassium ion transmembrane transport; stabilization of membrane potential. Gene Ontology annotation, molecular function: potassium ion leak channel activity. The transcript has 3 exons. Gene Ontology annotation, cellular component: membrane. The coding region runs from base 133 to 1143 and encodes 336 amino acids.